Triticum urartu is the source of this 1337-nucleotide messenger RNA. RefSeq names its product cationic peroxidase SPC4-like. Gene Ontology annotation, biological process: response to oxidative stress; hydrogen peroxide catabolic process. Lineage: Eukaryota; Viridiplantae; Streptophyta; Magnoliopsida; Poales; Poaceae. Gene Ontology annotation, molecular function: peroxidase activity; heme binding. The record is from RefSeq and is a predicted model, not a curated record.
AGCCGAGUCACGGUGGCACACAGUGAAAGACACGGGAGACGACGAGAAGCAAAGCAGUAGAGAGCAUGGCUCGUGGCGCCCCUAUGCUUGCAGCGGUAGUGAUAGCUGCGGUGGCACUUGGGUCUGUAGGGGCGAGAGAGCAGGAGGCCGCCGGCGGAGGGGGCGGCGACUUGAGGCAGCCUACAGUGGCGCAGGGCCUGUCGUUCGACUUCUACCGGCAGCUCUGCCCCAGGGCGGAGUCCAUCGUGCGUGACUUCGUCCUGGACGCCGUCCGGAAGGACAUCGGCCUCGCCGCCGGCCUGCUUCGCCUACACUUCCACGAUUGCUUCGUGCAGGGCUGCGACGCGUCAGUGCUUCUAGACGGGUCGGCGACGGGGCCGGGGGAGCAGCAGGCGCCGCCCAACCUCACUCUCCGCCCGUCCGCCUUCAAGGCCGUCAACGACAUCCGGGACCGACUGGAGCGCGAGUGCCGCGGCGCCGUCGUUUCCUGCUCCGACAUCCUGGCGCUCGCCGCCCGCGACUCCGUGGUCGCCUCAGGCGGGCCGGAGUACCGCGUGCCCCUCGGGCGCCGCGACAGCCCCAGGUUCGCCACGGCGCAAGACGUUCUCUCCGGUCUUCCCCCGCCGUCCUCGAACGUGCCGUCCCUCCUCGAUGUGCUCCGGAAGAUCGGCCUCGACGCCGCCGACCUCGUCGCGCUCUCCGGCGGCCACACCGUGGGGCUCGGGCACUGCACAUCCUUCGACGACCGGCUCUUCCCGCGCCCUGACCCCACCAUGAGCCCGGACUUCCUUGGCAGGCUGAAGCGGACGUGCCCGGCCAAGGGCACCGACGCGCGCACCGUGCUGGACGUGCGCACCCCCAACGUGUUCGACAACAAGUACUACGUGAACCUGGUGAACUGGGAGGGGCUCUUCGUGUCCGACCAGGACCUCUUCACCAACGCCACCACCCGGCCCAUCGUGGAGCGCUUCGCGCGCAGCCAGCGCGACUUCUUCGACCAGUUUGGCGUGUCCAUGGUCAAGAUGGGCCAGAUCAAGGUGCUCACCGGCGACCAGGGCCAGGUUCGCCGCAACUGCUCCGCUCGCAACACCGGCACUGCUGACGGCCUCCAGUGGUCGUCCCUGGUGCAGACCGUCGUCGACGCCGCCGCGGAGAGCCUCGGUUUCUAAAUCUAGUGGAGUAGCUGUUAGCCAUGCAUGUCGUAAUAAAAUAUGAGCAGGGCAGCCAUGGUUGAUGAGGCUGUGUAAUGUACCUUGUCUUGACCCAAACGUCUGCUAGGCUGCCAGCUAGCAGACUUACGGUGACCUGUUAGUUUAAUCGAUCGAUGCUUAUGUUUC